AUGGCUCAACUUUCCAGACUGGCCCAGCUGUACUCCAAUAUCUCUGUCAAUCUGACAGAGGAUGAAGUUAGAGAUCUUAGAUCCUUACUAGCUGUUGAUAAAAUUCUUGGCAAGGCAAAAACUGAAAAGGCAACACCGCUAGAAAUCUUUAACAUGUUAGCAGACGACAAAACGAUUGGAAGGGGAAAUCUGGGGUUCCUUGUGCAGGUUCUAAGAUGUCUCGGAAAGGGAGAGUUGGCAGAAGAAGCCGAGCGUCUUGAGCAAGAACACAAAAUAAAAGAGACGGAAACCACAGUCGUGACACCCGACGUCAACGGAUCAGAAGACGAACAAGUAACAACCGAGUCAAGAGUCGAUGCAGCAACACUUACUACAAGAGACAGCACGUCAGAAGACACAGAAUCGGAAGAAACAGAAGUUAAGGAGAUCAUCUCUACUGAACACUCUCCCGGGGAAAUAGCCACAGAUCAACAGACGACAGAGACAUGCGAUGAUACAGACGUGCGUAGUGAAACUUCCGAACUGGCCUCACUGCACAUCAGGGAGCUGGAAAGACUGGUGUGGGAACCCAUGAAAGCAUUAGGACCCAUUGAACCGGACACAUCUGCAGGUGUUCAGGACGCCAAGUCCAGGUUAGAGACCCUCCUUGCUGAGCUGGACACGCCUGCAGUGAUGGCAGACCAGGAACAACAGUGUGUCCUGUACUGUCAGAUAGGUGAUCUAUAUAGGGCUAAACUAUACAACUUAGAGUUAGCACUGCAGUAUUAUAGAAGCAUGCUAGAACGUUCGCUUGUAGAAAACAGCAAACAAGCAAAGGCCCAUAACAGACUAGGUUUGACCUAUGACAUGUUAGGUAAACAUGAGGAAGCCACUAGGAGUCAUGAGAGAGUUCUGGAGAUCUGUAGGGAUGUAGUUGGGGAUGACGUUGACCUCUGUGUAGCUUACAAAAACUUAGGAUCGUCAUUGAUAUUGUCAAGUAAAUUGUCAGAUGCAAAGGCUAAUUACAAAACAGCCUUGCAAUUGGCUAGGAAUACAGGAAACAAGAUGGAAGAGGUGUACAUUCACUGUAAAAUGGGUGAUCUACAUAGGGUUCAGCUAAACGAAGCACAAGUCUCCCACAAACACUACACAAAGAUGUUGACUGUAGCUUUGGAAUUGAGAAACAUGUAUUGGGAAAUGCUAGCUUACAACAGAUUAAGUCUGGCUUGUGAGGGAAUGCAAGAUAACGAGCUAGCGCUAGAGUGGGCUCAGAAGCACUUAAAGAUGAGCCAAGUAAGUGCAGACAAGAGAGACCAAAUAUUAGCUCAUAUGAAUGCUGGUGUUUUAUCAGUUAAGGUAAACCAGACAGCAUCUCAGCUUGACACAGCCUUAGAGAUGGCACAGGAAAAGGGGGACGAGUAUGGCCAAAUGUGGGUUUACAUGCGCAUGGGUGACAUGCAGAGGGACAAAUGUAAUUCCCCACGUACAGCCAUCCACUAUUAUGAACAGGCUCUCGCACUAGCCAGGCAGUUGGGGGACAGGCGCUGUGAGGGAGUGGCUUAUAACAGGAUGGGACUGGCCCAUUUAGAGAGGAGGGAGUAUGAAGCAGCUCUAGAGUGGUAUAAAAAAUACCUUACGAUUAGUCAAGAAAUUGAAGACAAGAAAGAAGAGGUAACAGCGCUCGCGGCUGUGGGAAAUUCCUACAGAUUACUUGGAAAAGCCGAACAGGCGACAUCCCACUUUGACACAGCCUUACAGCUGGCACAGCACACAGAGAACCUACAGGGACAGAUGGAUGUUUACUGUAAGAUGGGUGACUUGCAGAGGGAACAACUCCACUCCCCACGUACAGCCAUCCAGUAUUAUGAACAGGUUCUCUCACUAGCCAGGCAGUUGACGAAAAGUAUUGAAACAGCUUCGGCUUACGAGAGGCUGGGACUGGCCCAUUACGAGAUGGGGGAGUAUGAGAAGGCUUUGGCGUGGCAUCAGAAGCACCUAGGUAUGAGUCAAGAUACUGGAGACAAUAGACAACAGAUUAGAGCACACGCAAAUCUUGGUUGUACCUACAGGCUUCUGGGUAAACUUGAUCUGGCAACAUCUCACCACGGCACAGCCUUACGGAUAGCAGAGCAGACAGGGAAUCAACAUGAACAGAUGUCGAUUUACCUUAAGGCUGGUGACAUGCAUAGGGAACUACUCCACUCCCCCCGUACAUCCAUCCAAUAUUAUGAACGGUAUCUCACACUAGCCAGGCAGCGCGAAGAGGGAUGGGCUUACAACAGGUUAGGAUGGGCCCAUUUUGAUAUGAGGGAGUAUGAAGCAGCUCUAGAGUGGCAUCAGAAGGCCCUGAAGAUAAGUCAAGAAAUUGAAGACAAGAAAGAUGAGGUAACAGCACACACGGCUGUGGGAAAUGCAUACAGAUUACUUGGGAAAAUAGAACAGGCGACAGCCCACUUCGACACAGCCCUACAGCUGGCACAGCAGACAGAGAACCAACAUGGUCAGAUGGAUGUAUACUGUAAGAUGGGUGACAUGCAGAGGGAACAACUCCACUCCCCACGAACAUCCAUCCAGUAUUAUGAACAGUAUCUCGCACUAGCCAGGCAGUUGGGGGACAGGCGUGAGGAGGCACAGGCUUACAACAGGUUAGGUCACGCUCAUUAUGGGAUGAGGGAGUAUGAAGCAGCUCUAGAGUGGUAUCAGAAGUACCUGAACCUAAGUCAAGAAAUUGAAGACAAGAAAGAAGAGGUAACAGCACAUGUGAAUGUGGGCGUUGCAUACAGAUUACUUGGCAAAACCGAACAGGCGACAUCCCACUUCGACACAGCCUUACAUCUGGCACAGCAGACAGAGAACCUACAUGGACAGAUGGAUGUUUACUGUAAGAUGGGUGACAUGCAGAGGGUACAACUCCACUCCCCACAUACAGCCAUCCAGUAUUAUGAACAGUAUCUCACACUAGCCAGGCAGUUGGGGGACAGGCGUAAAGAGGGAGUGGCUUACAACAGGUUGGGAACGGCCCAUGUUGAUAUGAGGGUGUAUGAAGCAGCUCUAGAAUGGUAUCAGAAGCAUCUGAAGAUAAGUCAAGAAAUUGAAGACAAGAAAGAAGAGGUAACAGCACACACGGCUGUGGGAAAUGCAUACAGAGUACUUGGAAACAUCGAACAAGCGACAUCUCACUUCGACACAGCCUUACAGCUGGCACAGCAGACAGAGAACCUACAUGGACAGAUGGAUGUUUACUGUAAGAUGGGUGACAUGCAGAGGGAACAACUCCACUCCCCACGUACAGCCAUCCAGUAUUAUGAACAGUACCUCGCACUAGCCAGGCAGUUGGGGGACAGGCGUGAGGAGGGAGUGGCUGACAACAGGUUUGGUCAGUCCCAUUAUGACAUAGGGGAGUAUGAAGCAGCUCUAGAUUGGUAUCAGAAGCACCUGAAGGUAAGUCAAGACAUUGAAGACAAGAAUAAACAGAUAACAGCACACACGGCUGUGGGCAAUACAUACAGAUUCCUUGGAAGAAUCGAGCAGGCGACAUCCCAUUUGGACAAAGCCUUACAGCUGGCACAGCAGACAGGGGAUCUACAUGGACAAAUGGGUUUUUACAUCUCCAUGGGUGACAUGCACAUGGAACAACGCCACUCCCCACGUACGGCCAUCCAGCAUUAUAAACAGGCUCUCGGACUAGCCAGGCAGUUGGGGGACAUACAUCAUCAGGGAGUGGGUUACUGUGGACUAGGAGCGGCCCAUUAUGAACUAAGGGAACAUCAAGUAGCGCUGGGGUGGUUCCAAAAGUAUCUUGAGAUGAGCCAAGGAAGUGGGAACAGGAAAGAGCAGAUAACAGCACAUCAAAACAUGGCUGCUUCCUGUCACGCCAUAGGUAAACUUGACCAGGCCAGAUCUCACUAUCAAUCAGCCAUGACCAUCGCCAUGGAGACAGGAAACAAACAGGAACAGCAAAAUAUUACCGAGACUCUGGCAGGACUUCAAAGCUGCGUAGUGUAGGGAAUGUUGCGUGUGAUGCGUUAAUGUUGAUAGUUGUAAAAAAAAAACCCAUAGAGUUCUCACUACAGGACUCAAUUAAGGGGAUAUUUUGGGGCACAUAUUCUCCUUUUUUUUUUUUUAAAUGUAAACAAAAGUUUGUGGUAGAUGUUAAGUGAAGGGAAAAUAAAAUAGUGAUGGCAUGAGGAUGGUCUUGUAGUUAGGGUUGUUGACUGUGUUCUACUACCGCCAUGGAGACAGGAAACAAGCAACAAUAUUGACAUUACCAAAAAGCUAGACAGUCUUCAACAGUGCCGAGGUUUAACAAUAAGUAAAAUGUUGUGUGAAAAAUACUUGACUGAAAAAGCAAUCAGCCAAAUAACAAACAUCAUUGAAAUGAAAUUCCUUUAUUGUACAUUCAUGCCACGACGGGCUAGGUACAGGUCAAGAUAUAACAGACACAUAACAAACGUAUAUAGAGAA
This is a messenger RNA of Branchiostoma belcheri (Belcher's lancelet), 4443 nucleotides long. RefSeq names its product tetratricopeptide repeat protein 28-like. The record is from RefSeq and is a predicted model, not a curated record. Gene Ontology annotation, molecular function: protein binding. Bases 1 to 3984 code for a protein of 1327 amino acids. NCBI's taxonomy places the organism in Eukaryota, Metazoa, Chordata, Leptocardii, Amphioxiformes, Branchiostomatidae. Gene Ontology annotation, biological process: regulation of apoptotic process. The transcript has 4 exons.